AAGCUCAAACAAAUUGUAAACAAAAACACGUUGCCGCUAGAAAAAGGCAUGAACAUCGUGUUUCGCAGUGAAAAUACGCAAAAAUGAGUUCAAAACGAGGCGAUACCCGGCGUACUCGAGCCCAGAAGCACCAAAACACAUUCGCCUUUAAGAACGAUCUGCACGACAAACAAACGCCACUCAUAAAACUCAUCACCAACCUAAACGUGUGCGAAGUGUGUGAACAUUGCAAGAGCGUCAUCGACUGGAAGAUUAAGUAUCGCAAGUACAAACCACUCACGCAACCCAAAUCGUGCAGCAAAUGUGGCGAGCGUAAGGUAAAGCGUGCCUAUCACGUUAUUUGUCGCGAUUGUGCCCUAGCGCAUCGGUGCUGCGCCAAAUGUUUGAAGUCCGCCGACGAAGCCAGCAUCAUUCCGCCCGAACCGACGGAACAGGAGCAGGUGAAACUGAAGGCCGAGAUGGAUCAGCUAAUAAAAUCGCUACCGGAGCGUAAGCGGCGAACGUUCCUGCGGUACAUGAACCGGGGCCAGAAGAAAAAGCGACCGACCGGCGAUCAGGACGGGUCGGACGAGGAAGAAAGCGAGACAAGGAAGAAAAAGGAAAAAUUCGUGAUGCCUCGGACGAGGGAAGAGUUGCUGGAAAAGUUCACUCAGCUGAAGCUGGCUGCCGGGAAGGAUGGCGAGGAGGGAGAGAACGGAGAAGACGAUGAUUUCAGCAGUGAUGAUGAGGAUUAUGAAGACUAUAGCGAUGAGGAUUUAUCUAAAAGUUCUGGCACGAAAUAAAUGCUCUCAACCUACAGUAUCGAAAUAUCAA
This is a messenger RNA of Anopheles stephensi (Asian malaria mosquito), 813 nucleotides long. RefSeq lists its product as uncharacterized. The record is from RefSeq and is a predicted model, not a curated record. Lineage: Eukaryota; Metazoa; Arthropoda; Insecta; Diptera; Culicidae. The transcript has a single exon. The coding region runs from base 84 to 782 and encodes 232 amino acids.